Messenger RNA from Dioscorea cayenensis subsp. rotundata (Guinea yam), 1473 nucleotides. Its product is annotated as endoglucanase 14-like. Gene Ontology annotation, molecular function: hydrolase activity, hydrolyzing O-glycosyl compounds. The transcript is spliced from 4 exons. Gene Ontology annotation, biological process: carbohydrate metabolic process. The record is from RefSeq and is a predicted model, not a curated record. NCBI's taxonomy places the organism in Eukaryota, Viridiplantae, Streptophyta, Magnoliopsida, Dioscoreales, Dioscoreaceae. The coding region runs from base 1 to 1473 and encodes 490 amino acids.
AUGGCUCUUCCAAACCUCCUUCUCCUCCUCUGCUUUCACUGCUUCUUUCUCUUCUUCAUCCAAAGCCAUUCUUCAAUAGAUUACUCUCAAGCUCUCACCAAAUCCUUGCUCUUCUUUGAGGGCCAAAGGUCAGGGAAACUCCCUUCUUCUCAAAGAAUCCAAUGGCGUGGUGAUUCUGCUCUCAAAGAUGGCAGUGAUAAUGGGGUUAAUCUCACCGGAGGAUAUUAUGAUGCCGGAGACAACGUGAAGUUUGGAUUUCCACUUGCAUUUACUAUGACAACACUUGCAUGGGGGAUCAUUGAAUUUGAGCAAAACUUAGUUUCCAAGAAUGAGUUUGAUCAUGCCCAAGAAGCAUUGAGAUGGGGGUGUGAUUAUCUUCUUAACGCUCACGUUGCUCCAGACGUGCUUUAUGUGGAAGUCGGAGAUGGAUUUUCCGAUCAUGAGUGUUGGAUGAGACCAGAGGACAUGACAACUCCAAGAACUUCUUACAGCGUCGAUGCUGCACAUCCCGGCUCCGAUGUCGCCGGAGAAACCUCAGCCGCCUUUGCCGCUGCUUCCAUUGCCUUUAGAAAGUCUGAUCCUCAUUAUGCUGAUGUGCUUCUUGACCAUGCAAAACAAUUGUUUCAAUUCGCUAAUGAUUACCCGGGGAGUUAUCAAGACAGUGUUACGGCGGCCACAAAGUUCUACGCCAGCAGUGGAUUUGAGGAUGAAUAUCAAUGGGCUGCCGUCUGGCUCUUCCAUGCAACCGACGAUCAAACAUACAGUGAUUACCUUGCCAACAAGGGCAGCACCAGCACCGGUGGUGUUCGGUCUCUUUUCUCUUGGGAUGAUAAAUGGGUCGGUGUUCAAACCAUCAUCUCUAAAUUAAAGAUCGAACAAAGACUCGAUGACAACCAAAAUCCUUUAUGGGACAAGUAUGAGUCGGAAAUGGUUCAAUUUAUAUGUCCGACGAUACAAAGAGGGAACAACAAUGUGCAGAUGAGUCCGGGUGGGAUGUUGUGGUGGCAGCCAUGGAACAACUUCCAGUACACAGCGGCGGCGAUGUUAGUGAUUGCGGCUCAUGCGGACCACCUUAACUCGGUGGGAGCCAACUUACAGUGUGACUCGGUCACUGUCACGCCCGGAGAGCUAAUUGAGUUUGUUCAAUCACAGGUGGACUACAUCUUGGGUGUGAACCCAAAGGGGAUGAGUUACAUGGUUGGGUUUGGGUCAACGUAUCCGGUUAAGUUCCAUCAUAGAGGAGCGUCGAUGCCUUCGAUCAAGUCGGACCCGGCUCUAAUUGGGUGCAAGGAUGGGUUCGAGAAGUACUUUUAUAGUGAUGGACCGAACCCGAAUGUAUUAGAUGGUGCGGUCGUGGGUGGACCUGAUGCGAACGAUCAAUUUGAAGAUCAACGGUAUAAUUUUCAGCAGUCAGAGGGACCAACUGUUAAUAAUGGGCCACUAGUUGGGGUGCUAGCUAGACUUGCAUCUUAG